Messenger RNA from Drosophila hydei, 1325 nucleotides. Its product is annotated as protein AAR2 homolog. Lineage: Eukaryota; Metazoa; Arthropoda; Insecta; Diptera; Drosophilidae. Gene Ontology annotation, biological process: spliceosomal tri-snRNP complex assembly. The record is from RefSeq and is a predicted model, not a curated record. Bases 111 to 1265 code for a protein of 384 amino acids. The transcript has 2 exons.
GUUCCACUGAACAUGUUCCGAAAUCAACAGAUGAACAAUUGAAUGUAAGCGAGGACGACGAAAUAGUUUCGACCUUUGAUAACACGAAUAAGUAAAUAAAUACGCAGGCAAUGAACAAAGAUAACUCCAACAUGCAGAUGGAUCCUGCAUUGGCAUUGCGCCUGCUAGCUGACGGCGCAGUUUUGGCCAUAGCUGGUGUUCCUCUGGGCACAGAGUUUGGCAUUGACUUGUGCGCUUAUACCAUAGGUCCAGAUUUUCGUGGCGUCAAAAUGAUACCACCCGGUGUGCAUUAUGUGUGGUGCGCAUCCCGCGGCCCGUAUGGCGACGCUGCACCUCGUGUAGGCUUCGUCCAUUUUUUUCAUCCCAAUGAGAUUCUUGUGCGUGAGUGGGAUAAUGAGUUAGAGGAGUUGCGUCCACGCCAGACAGCCGAUCCGGUCUUAGAGCGCGAACGUAUACGCAAGAAUCUAGCCCAACUAGAACGUGUUCUGGCUCCGUACGACUAUCGUUAUGUGUGUCAGUGGAAAGAUCUAACUGGCAGCGUUACCGAAUCGUGCGUAAUUCGUUGCCAGCCCGAACUUGGAACAAUACGAACCAACAUUGAACUACAGUCCUGUGCGGAUGCUGACAGGCCACGCGGUGGAACAGACAACAUUAGCAAACGGAAUACAGCAGCGAAGUUGCUGUUGGAUGAAAGUGAGAUGCUACCAUGUUUGAAGCCCGUGGAGGGCACUGCGCCACGUUUCUGUACUGUGCCCAAACGUGUUCCACAAAACUCACCUCCAGCGGAUGUUUCGCGACAUGCCAUAGACUGCAUAGCAGCUGUGGAUUUGCUAUUCGAAAAUUUUGAUAAUAAUCCCGACGCACUCAUUGAGGAGCUACAGCUGGCGUUUGUGUUCUUUUUAGUUGGCUAUUCGGUGGAAUCUUUGGACCACUGGCGCAAGCUGCUCGCCCUGCUAGCACACUCGGAGACGGCUGUUGGUAAAUAUAAAUUGGCCUUUAUGAAAUAUAGUGAAGUGCUGGCUCACCAGUUGCCGCACCUGCCUGAGGAGCUAAUGGCGCCCACGAUGCACAACACAGUCUUCAAAGAUGUUCGCGAGCUCUUAGUAAAUCUCUACGCUGGCGGUCUCAUGGUAAGCGCUGAGCGCUUAAUUAAACGUUUGGCCAAGCACUUAAACUGGCACUUUGAGGGACUACUUGACGAGGAUCCCGAAGAACAACCCGUGGUCAUAGAGCUGCCACAAGGCGAAGUAAAUUGGACGUCUUAACGAAGAGAAUGCUGGGUACGCAAAUAAUUCCACAGAUCCCGGGCCGUGCGUAUGCUGACC